Rhizoctonia solani is the source of this 2076-nucleotide messenger RNA. RefSeq lists its product as uncharacterized. The record is from RefSeq and is a predicted model, not a curated record. Lineage: Eukaryota; Fungi; Basidiomycota; Agaricomycetes; Cantharellales; Ceratobasidiaceae. The coding region runs from base 1 to 2076 and encodes 691 amino acids. The transcript has 11 exons.
AUGUUGACCUCUCUUUCUGGUGCACUUAUCGUGGGUGCCUUGUUAGCCGGCUCCGCCAAUGCUGGGGACCACUUCAUUCAGACUCAGAAUCGACAACUUUCAUACACUCGCAUUGAUCCUCUGCGCACCCCUGGAACUGUUGGCCCUCAUGUGCACAAUGUCGUUGGAGCAUCCAAUUUUAGCCCUGAUUCGACCACUCCUGAAAUCCUUCAGCAAUCCAAGUGCUCGUCGACCAUGGUUCAGGAUGACAAAUCUAUCUAUUGGACGCCAUUGGUUUACUACAACCACGGCAACGGCUCGUACUCGCCUAUAGUCAGCUCGACCCGCAUCUACUACUUCUUGAAGCCCGGCAACGGCACCCAGCCGGUUAAAGCUUUCCCAAAGGGAUUCAGGAUGCUUGCAGGUGGCUACAACGACCGUCGUCCUGACACUUACCCGCCUAGAGGCGAAUUGAGCUACGAUCAACUCCAAGCAAUGGAUCCUCGAAUUGCUGCAAUCAAAUGGGGUUGCUCUGCCGGUGCUGUUCAAGGCGAAGGCAAUGGUGGAUCGCUCCCCGGCCAACGCCCGUAUCUGCCCAACGACGCUCCUAAUGGCUGUGGCGUUCUCAAUGCUGGUCUUUUCUUCCCCAGCUGUGGAGAUGGUCGCUUGGACUCGGACGACCAUUUCUCCCACAUGGCAUACCCCCUCGACGAAUCCAAUGGAUACAACUGUCCCCCCAGCCAUCCGAUCAAGUACCCGACGAUCUUCAUGGAGCACUUCUACUUCCCCAGUGCAGAUCAACCUUACCGUGGCGCCAACCAGAAUAACUGGAUUCUCUCUAACGGUGACGCAACUGGUCUCAACAUGCAUGGUGAUUUUAUCAACGGGUGGAACCAAGAUACGCUCGAGCAAACGAUGCAACAAUGUAACACACCGAACGCACCUGAGGCGGACCUCCAGGCUUGCGCACCUCUUGCUAAAAGUAUCGACGUAGAGGCCGCCAACACCUGUCUCAGCGAGGGUAACAUUGCUGACGAAGAUGUUGGUUUGUUGGCUCCGAUUACUGGGUUCCCUGGAUGCAACCCUUACUGGCCCGCGGAGUCUCCUACUAAGCCCGUUUGCGUAGCUAGCAGCAACGUCGGAUUGGUUCAGCCGUCUAGUCGUCUUACAGUCGACGAGUUCAAGAUGAAUUUGCCCAUUGCCAACGGAACGUCCAAAACGAUCACCGGGCCUUCUGUUGGCAACAUGACCGACGACUACAACUACAACUACGGACCGUCGAGCUCGUAUGCUGCUACCGCGACCUCGUCGUAUGCUGACACCACCACCACCACCACCACCACCACGUCGGCCGAGUCUGCUGCUUCGGCUACCGAGACUGCUUCCUCGUCGGAGCCCAGAUCUACCGGUGAAAUCACUCCUUCAGCAGAUGUUACUUCCACUGGUUCAUCGGCAACCGGAACCGCUUCAGGAAGCGAAGCUGUCCCGACUGAAAUUGCUUCGACUAUCACUGCAUCGACCGAGGACCCUGCGUCGACUGGAGCCGCUUUAACCGGAAGUCAAGCUACUUCAGCGGCUGGAGUCUCUUCGACUGAAAGUGGUCUUGCCAAUGAAGCUAGCGCUACUGCCACAGACUCAUCUAUACUGGGGGGCUCUACUGGGGUCCCGACCUCUUCUGUACCCGCUGCGUCAUCGGUAGCUUCUGCUUCAUCCGCAGACCCUACUCAGACCACAUCUUCAGACCCCGAGCAUCCAGUGGUCACGCCUGGCAAUCAAGGCUCUGUUGCCCCCAAUGAACCAACUUUGUCUGCUACUUCGUACUUGCCGACCUCUAGCGGCGCUCCGGCUGCUGCGACCAACACUGCUCCGAGUACCGACCAGUCUGUGCCGACCAGUGCCUCGUCUCCCGAUAGCUCUGCGGCGACUAGCGUCUCUUCAACAACCAGCCCUGCCAACGCAGUUCCCACUUCCCAAAAUGCCAACACCUUGAAUCCUGGGAAUAACAGCGGCAGGCCCAAGACUUGCCGCCGCAAGAGCAACAGGGCCCGCUCCCAUGCUCGCCGCCGCCGCGCACACCAGAACCGCCUCAGCAAAUGA